CAAAUGUUGUAAAACAGUUAAUAUUCAAAAUCUACAGUUUAUUUCUUGCCUCAAAAAUGUUCAAUGUUAAAUAUUUGAACUGUUGAGGGAAAAGGCGAGUCCGGUGUGCGGACAGUGCCCUCUCUGGAGGCGCAUAGCCGAAACGAGUCGGACUCUAGGGCGGAUGUACCGACCUGGAGGCGGAGUCUUACAACUUACAGUACUUUGUUUACACAAGUCCUUUGUUGUCAUGGUGACAAUGGUGUCUAACGGAUCAACCUCAAACUGUUGCAGACACUCUACACAAUUAACGCUGAAAGAUCCACACGGACAAUCAAUAGGAGACAUCCUGUUUAGGAACUACUGAGUAAUAUUUUACAGAAAUUACUUCCACGCCUUUUGACACCUAAUUACUGUAUCUGAGUUGAUCAUUCAUGUCAAACUGUGACUUGCACUGAAGACGAGCUCACCUGCUUUGUAGUUACCUCAAGCAAGGAAAUGUUUUUCACAAGGCUGUUGAAGAUGUUGAGGAUCUCCUGUCUUAUCCUCACAGGUAUGCUCCUCUUUUCUGUCCUUUGGAAAACUGCAUUGAACUUGCCUUCAUUGCCUGAUAUCAGAAUACCACAGAAAACUGCAUUGGACAAGAUGUCAUUGUCUGAUAUCAGAGUACCACAGAAAACUGCAUUGAACUUGCCGUCAUUGCCUGAUAUCAGAAUACCACAGAAAACUGCAUUGGACAAGAUGUCAUUGUCUGAUAUCAGAGUACCACAGAAAACUGCAUUGAACUUGCCGUCAUUGCCUGAUCUCAGAAUACCACAGCAGCUCUCCAAUGACCUGCCUGGCUGCUCGGCUAUCUUCAGUGGAGACGCAGAGGGCAAGAAAGACAAAUUAGAAAUGCUUCCGACAUCCAAAAAGAGAAAGACUCUUUUAUCUGAGGACUUCUACCUUAAUGUGACUCAAGACUGUCCUUCUUACAUUGAAAGGAGAGGUUUCUUUACAGAGCCUCUCAGUGAAGAGGAGAAGGAUUUUCCCAUUGCCUACUCCAUGGUGAUCCAUGAGAAGAUUGAGAUGUUCGAGCGACUUCUACGAGCUGUUUACACUCCGCAGAACAUCUACUGUGUACAUGUGGACCAGAAAUCCCCUAAGGAAUUUCAGAAGGCCGUGGAGGCAAUUACUUCUUGCUUUCCUAAUGUGUUUAUAGCCAGCAGGUUAGAAAGAGUGAUAUAUACCUCGUGGUCGCGGGUUCAGGCAGACUUGAACUGCAUGAAAGACCUCCUGAACUCACCCGUCCAGUGGAGGUACCUGCUAAACACCUGCGGGACAGACUUCCCCAUCAAAACCAAUGGAGAGAUUGUUCAGGCCCUGACGGCCCUAAACGGGAGAAACAGCAUGGAGACUGAGGCCACCAAUGACUACAAGAAAGGCCGUUGGCAGUAUCAUUACGAUGUGACUAACACAUCUGUCAUCAAGACAGAUGUGAAGAAAAGUCCCCCACCCAUUAGCAGCCCCAUGUUCCAAGGAAAUGCUUACAUUGUGGUCACGAGAGCCUUUAUGGAACAUGUAAUGCAGGACAGAGAGGUUCAACAGCUUCUGGAGUGGGAGUGGGACACACACACCCCUGAGGAGCACUUGUGGGCCACUCUACAGAGGAUGCCCUCUGUUCCCGGAUCAACACCAGCCCACUCAAAGUACGAUACAUCAGACUUGCUGGCCAUCGCUCGUGUGGUGAAGUGGAGCGAAUUAGCAGGAGAUAUGAAAAACGGAGCCCCGUACUAUCCCUGCACUGGUAUUUACAGAAGAGAGGUUUGUGUGUACGGAGCUGGUGACCUCCCGUGGCUCAUGAGACAACAUCAUCUCUUUGCAAAUAAGUUUGAUCCUCUGGUUGAUGAUGUUGCUAUCAGAUGUCUGGAGUCAGUCCUGUAUCACAAAGCCUUAGGCCAUGACCCACUGCUAACAGAUCACACCACGUUGUAAAGCUUGUAAUUAUUUAAAAUGUAAAAUAUGAUGUACUAAGGAAACACUUGGUACUUAGACAGGUAAAUAUGAUAGAAACCAUAUUCAUUGAUUAUUAUAUUGUCAAGAUUUUCUAUUGAAAUGGCUUUAAAUAUUUCUUAUUCUUGAUUUUCAAAAUAUCUUGUAAUGGGAUUUUUUUUUAAGUCUGUGGCUUUUAAUGUUGUCAUUAUAUAGUUAUUGUAAUUGUAUUGUAAUUUAUAAAAUUCAGGGCAUUUUAAUUUAUUGUCAAUAUAUUGAUAUGUAUCUUGCCAUGUAAUUUCUUAUAAUAUUCUUUUCUUUAUGAUUUCAAUGUAUUUGUGGUGCCAUCUAGUGGAUUCUAAGCGGAAGAGACAAGAAUCAAGUCAGAGGUCACAUUCAAGUGAAAAUAGACAUUUUUUUUUCCCCAGGCAGGAUUUUGAUAGCGACGUCUCAUCAGUUCAGAGACUGUGGAAGUAAAACUUUUAGAACUUAUAGAAAUAUGUUAACCAAUGAUAGAUAAUAUUGAUCAUAAAGGUAUAAGAUCUUUAUUAAAUGUUAUAUUAUAAUCCCCAGCCAGCAUACUGUUCACCUUCUGUGUGUGUGUCUCCAACUUGACUUCACCCUGCCCAUUUGCAUGACCACAGCACAAUUUGAUAAGACUGCAUUCUUCUCUCCACCAGAAUAUAGACCGAACAGAGACCUUGUUUAAAACCCAGCUCUUAUUUGAGUAUCCUUUGUUGACUUUUUUGACAUCCUGAACAUUGAUUUUUGUAGAAAGUUUAUCAGGGAUUUCAGACAUCAUUUGGCCCAAGGUCUGAAAUAUUUUGCUUCGACAAGACCUACAAUGUCAUAUUAAAUCACUCUAUUUCCCCUUUCACAAUAUCUCUUACUAACAGGCAGGAAAAGGGUAAUCAAUAUAGGCUCUAUAUACCUAUAUACUAUGACCUGUGCUUAUCUUUGACCUGUUUCCUCAUUCAUGUUUUUUUUUUUUAUUUUCAUAACAAACAAAGAAACUAACAUCUACAGACAGACUCACAAACAUACCAACCCCACAUACAGAAAACAAGCAUAAAAUAAAAUAA
Messenger RNA from Sebastes umbrosus (honeycomb rockfish), 3032 nucleotides. Its product is annotated as beta-1,3-galactosyl-O-glycosyl-glycoprotein beta-1,6-N-acetylglucosaminyltransferase 3-like. The record is from RefSeq and is a predicted model, not a curated record. The coding region runs from base 478 to 1953 and encodes 491 amino acids. Lineage: Eukaryota; Metazoa; Chordata; Actinopteri; Perciformes; Sebastidae. Gene Ontology annotation, cellular component: membrane. Gene Ontology annotation, molecular function: acetylglucosaminyltransferase activity. The transcript has a single exon.